AUGGAGCAUCCAGACUUUGCUUUCAGCCCAUACUCGUGGCCGCCUACCUCAUCGACACAGUUCCCACUUGAAUCCGUCUCGCCUCUUUCAAUCGGCCUGCACGAUGAUGAUCUCCACGCAGUCCUCACAAACCUCGAUCUGGCACACUCGAACAUCUAUCAAAACACCUACACAAGUCAUCCCGGAGCAAUGCCAAUCUCUCCCACGUUCCAACCUAGAUCGUGCCCAGCCACAUGGCAACCUUUGCCUCGUGGCGAUAGCCUUCCAGACUAUCCAAAAAUCAAACGUAGCCGAGCAAAAUCAGACAUGUGUCGUCGACACCCAUCAAAAUCACUCUCGGACAGAUCGGAGGACUCCAGUCAAGACAGCCGGCCACGAUGCUUCGAACAUGGAUGUAACGGGAGGUCGUUCUCAAAUAUGGACAACUAUAAGCGUCACAUGCGGGAGCAGCGGAGUCAGACCAGUAUUCAAUGUCCCUUUUGCAACAAGGAAUUCAGCCGCAAGAGUAAUAUGGACACACACGUGGCCAAGAAGAGGUGCAAAGUGGUGAAUACUUGGUUAUCUGAGACGGAUUGGAGUACGGUUUGA
Messenger RNA from Ramularia collo-cygni, 588 nucleotides. RefSeq lists its product as uncharacterized. The record is from RefSeq and is a predicted model, not a curated record. Bases 1 to 588 code for a protein of 195 amino acids. The transcript has a single exon. NCBI's taxonomy places the organism in Eukaryota, Fungi, Ascomycota, Dothideomycetes, Mycosphaerellales, Mycosphaerellaceae.